Molecule: messenger RNA, 5545 nt
Organism: Acanthochromis polyacanthus (spiny chromis)
Lineage: Eukaryota; Metazoa; Chordata; Actinopteri; Pomacentridae
Gene: dusp4
Product: dual specificity phosphatase 4
Exons: 4
Coding region: 305-1411 (368 amino acids)
Biological process (GO): endoderm formation; negative regulation of MAPK cascade; protein dephosphorylation
Cellular component (GO): nucleus; cytoplasm
Molecular function (GO): protein tyrosine/threonine phosphatase activity; MAP kinase tyrosine/serine/threonine phosphatase activity
Source: RefSeq, a predicted model, not a curated record
GGAAGGGGCACGGGCGGCUGGGCGCGCUGCGAUUGGCUGCCGGCGGUUGACGUCACCUCCGCCGUGACGCGAUGCAGCCAUUCAUAAAAAAAGGAAAAAAGAGAAAGAAGAGUCCUGUGGAGAAACACUCAGAAGGAGACAGAAAGACGGAGAGGAAGGCUGAAUGGAGAGGAGCGAGGCGAUGCGCGGAUAGAGGAGAGGCGCAAAGGGAAUCCGUGCGCCUUCUCCAGCUUCAGGAGCGGUGUGUGUGUUUUUUUAAAUCAGUUUUUUUAAUUGCGGGGGCUUGAAGGAGAUCUGCUCUGCCAUGGACGAGCUGUGUGAGAUGGACUGCACGGUGCUGAAGCGGCUCCUGAAGGACGACAGCGCCAAGUGCCUGCUGCUGGACUGCCGCUCCUUCCUCGCCUUCAGCGCCGGACACAUCCGCGGCGCCGUCAACGCCCGGUGCAACACCAUCGUCCGCCGCCGGGCCAAGGGCUCCGUGCUCAGCCUGGACCAGGUCCUGGCCGGGGACGAGGAGGUCCGGGGCCGCCUGCGCUCCGGGAUGUACUCGGCCGUGGUUCUGUACGACGAGAGGACGCCGGACUCGGAGGCGGUGAAGGAGGACAGCACCCUGAAUGUGGUGCUCAACGCGCUGUGCAGGGACUCCUCCGGCUCCGACUUCUACCUGCUCAAAGGGGGAUACGACAGAUUCUUCUCGGAGUAUCCAGAGUUUUGUUUAAAGACCAAAUCCUUACCGUUCCUCAGCAGCCAGUCCAGCGUCGACUCGGCCUGUUCGUCGUGUGGAACGCCGCACAAUGACCAGGGCGGCCCGGUUGAGAUCCUCCCGUUCCUCUACCUUGGCAGCGCCCUGCACGCCUCCAAGAAGGAGGUCCUGGACGCCAUCGGGAUCUCCGCCCUGCUCAACGUGUCGGCCAACUGUCCCAACCACUUUGAAGGAGCGUACCAGUACAAGUGCAUCCCUGUGGAGGACAACCACAAAGAAGACAUCAGCUGCUGGUUCCUGGAGGCCAUCGAGUUCAUAGAUUCCAUACGGGACUCCAGCGGCCGAGUUCUGGUCCACUGUCAAGCCGGCAUCUCCCGCUCCGCCACCAUCUGCCUCGCCUACCUGAUGAAGAGGAAGCGAGUGCGUUUGGACGAAGCGUUCGAGUUCGUCCGCCGGCGCCGCAGCAUCAUCUCCCCCAACUUCAGCUUCAUGGGCCAGCUGCUGCAGUUCGAGUCGCAGCUCCUCGCCACCUCCUGCGCGGCCGAAGCGGCCGCCACGGCGAGCCCGCUGCUCGGACCCAAGGCGGCGGCGGCGACCACCUCGACGGCGGCCACGCCUACCUCUCCGUUCAUCUUCAACUUCCCGGUGUCGGUGGUGAACCCGGCGUACCUGCACCACAGCCCCAUCACGACCUCCCCCGGCUGCUGAUGGCCGGCCGGCCGCGGCCUUCCCUCUACCUUCGCUGAUGUGAGCACAGACUGGGCCGGGAGAGCUGUCAGUCCUGCUGACCACUGCAGUAUGUUCAUGCUUCCAGGGCGGGGAGGAGAGAAGCAUCACGGUGCCUGAUUCAAAGACUCAAAAGACUGAAAACGGACUUUUUAAACCAGCCAACACUCCUUCCAUUUUAACACGAGAUUUCUUCAGAUCGACCAAAAAUGAACUGGUUUUUUUCUUUCAGAUGGAGUGUUGGACUGAUGCACCCUCUUCCUCGACAAACAACAACAACAACAUGCACAGGGGCACAUUGAAGCUACAAGUCCACUAGAUGCAUUUUUCCCGCAGGUAAACGCGCUGCAUCUGAAAAUCUCCCGCUUGGUGGGCGUGUACUUGAGGUGUUCAACUCCUGCCGACCUUCUUCUCCAACUAUCCUGCCCCUGAUUGGACAAACGCAUCGACUCAGGAGCUGUCUGCUCCUGGAUUUCAGUUUAAUUCAGUUUUAUUUAUAUAGCGCCAAUUACAGACAAAAAGAUAAAGUCUGCGGCCGAAAGCUAAAAGCGCCAGUUAAGGCAGGGUUAUGCUUAUGAGACGUUUGGAAAUCCACUCGUGCGACCGUGUGUGACUUUAUACUCCAUGCGGCGUCUGCUCCCAAACUGCAGGGGGCAGUGUAUCACAAACACGCGUCUACCUAGUCGACUAGAGUCGCCGAGAAGUUUGCCGUCGUUUACACCACAUGCAACAUGGCAUUGUUGCAUUUGAGCAGUUGGUUUUAAUUUCACCCCAUGAAUAGUUCAUAACCUGGUUACCACGGUGAUGAAUCCUAUAAACGCCUGAACUUCCGCUGCUCGGAGCUCCUCUUCUUCCGUCCACGUAGUAAAAUUUGGAGGUGCACAACGUGGAAAUAUUCAGUAUUAGAAGGUCCGUGUGAGGGGGCGUGGCUGCUAAAAUGAUGUAAUUUGUCGGUACGGAGCUGCUGGAAUCCUGUCAUGUGACCACGUUGUGACCCGUUAGUGACCGCCCACCACGCGUGUAAUUUUCAGAUGCGGGGGAAAAAAAAACGCAUCUAGUGGACGCGUACCUUCACACACAACACAGAGAGGCAUGAGCAACAGCAAAACUCUCUCUCUUCUCUCUCUCUCUCCCACACACGAACACAUUCAUGACUACCGACUGAAUAAGCUCAGUAUGAAGACAGGGGCUGUUGCUAUGGAGACGACAGGUCUUUAGGAGAGGAGAUGGACACAGGAAGGAAGGAGGAAUUUUAAGCACCCGCUCCUUCCCCCCCUUUUUGGGUGUCCCUCCUGUUGCCGGACAAAAGAGAUGGACGGAAAAAAGAGGGGAGGAGACGGUGAUAGAAAGCAGGAGCCUCUUCAGUGACAGGUGCUCCGCCGGCGAUCCGACCGGAGCUUCCUGUCUUUCAUACGUCCUCUUCCUCUCCCCCGUCCUACCUUCCCCCUCCUCUCAUCUCUUUUUCAUCCUUUUAUACUCCUCCUCUCCCCUCAUCCUCUCAUCCCUUUGCCUCUCAUCUUCGCCCUCCCCUCUUCUCCUCGGCGAAGAAGCUAAAUAAAUAAAAUCAGAUGCCAAAUAAAGAGCAGGUUUCGUGUAAACGGAAAGGGAAACCCCUCCGUAAGGCCCCUGACACUCGCUUUAGGAAACCCCUUCUGUUACAUCACUAAAGAAAGUUGUUUUGGAUGAAAGGGCUGAAAAAAAAAAAACACAAGAAGAAGAGAGUGCCGUCUUAGAAAUCAGUGGCUGAGCAUGCUUUGUUUCUGUGUCUUUUCCUGGAUUCUCCCUUUUUAGAUCAGAUUUUAGAGCUGGAAGACAGCCACUUAAAGGACCAUGCUGGUGGUUUUUGUACAUUUUAAUCCACUAUUAAUAAUGUAUUCUUUACCGCUGAUGAAAAUCUUGUUUUCAGUUCUUCUCGGCAGGUUUAUUUGUACAGCAGACUUAGAUGAACGGAAAACAUUUUUUUUAAUUUUUAGGUUUGUGGGCUAAAAGGUGCAUCAUGCCAGUGGUCCUGUAAGGUGUUUGUGCCUUGUUCAUGAAGGCAUCCUGUGGAUUUACAUGUCCCUGGAUCAGCCAGCGGGGUGUUGAUUUAUUUAUUUUUUAGUAGCUGCUAGAUAUUACUGAAUGUUGGUCAGACUUCUAAAAUAAUCUCAGUGCAGGACAGAGUCUUUUUCCACGACAUCAGCAGAGCAAAAGCUUCUCGGUCACACAAACACAUUUUAUGUACACGAGGACUUUGACAGAUCUUAAAAAUACUUACAUUAAAAGGAGCCGUUAAAUGGAUUCACCAAAACUAUGAAAACAUGGAAACUUUCUCCUCUAUUCCAAAGUAAUUUGUGGAGAAUUCAAGUUACCAAACAGGAAAGAAAAAGGAUAUAUGUAAAUUGCAAAAACACUAUUUUCAAUUUGUGUAAACAUCUUCUAUAUUCUAGUGCAGGGGUGUCAAACCCAUCUUAGUUCAGGUUUCACAUCUCCAGUGACCAGUAAAACCACAGCAGAAUAACCUAUAAAUAACCACAACUCCUCAUUUUUCCUUUGUUUUAGUGCAAAGAAGUACGUUCUGGAAAUUUUCCCAUUUGAGGAAUUAAAUUUUUACAAAACAUUAAAAAUGACCUGAAAUUUCUUUAGAAAAAUAAGUUCGAUUUCAACAAGUUCAGCCUCAGUUUAUCAUUUCCACUUUACAACUUACAGAUCAGAGUGUCUACAAAGAAACACAACAUUUAGUCACAGAUGUCUAUAUAGAAUUUUACUUUUAUGAUCAAAACCUGUCAGACAAAAAGAAGAGAAAAUAGUACAAAAAUGAGACACAAAAUGACAAAAACGAGAUGCAGAAUGACAAAAAUGAGACAAACGGCACGUAAGUAAACUAAGAGACAAAAAAAUUAUACAAAAGUUCCAAAGCAACAAAAAAGAUGAGAAAAACAACACAAGCGAGACAAAAAAAAUACACAAAACAACAAAAAUGGGACGUAAAACACAAAAUGGCAAAAAUAAGAUAACAAAUACAAGUGAGAUGAAAAGGAAAACACAAAGCGACCAAAAACAUGAGACAAAUGACAAAAGUCCAAUAAAAAAAGACAAAAUACAACAAAAAUGAGACACAAAACAUCAAAAAAUGAGACCAAAAACUUACAAUGCAACAGAAAAAUUAGACGACAAAUGACAAAAGCAAGAAACAAAAUGACAAAAAAUAGACAAACAACACAACAUUUUACAGAUUUACAAUCUGCAGUUAAUGUUCUCUGUCAUUUUUCCGCUUUGACGGCCGGAUUGGACCCUCUGGAGGACCACUUUUGAUGUGUUUGGCACUCCUGUUCUAGAGUCACAGAACCUCUGAUGUUGUUCCAGAAAUCCAAAUUACUGAUUCAUUCACUUUUCAAUUAACUGGAAGGUGUACUUAGCAUACAGUUAGUUCACUUUCUAACUUUCUCCACAGCUCUCUUCAUUGCACUUACAAUCCAUUCAACCAGAACAAAAGCAUUGACUUUUUUGGACAUCGGACCAAAACGGUUCUUUAAGUCUUCAUAACAUCACAAUCUGAGACGUUUGCGUUGCUUCUGCUCCUCACCGGGUUGGACUUGAAACUGUGCUUGACGUACAAAGGCAAAAAAGAUCACCCCACACACACGUGCACGCACAGACACGGUUUCAAAGAAAACAAACCUUUUUCUGUUUUUGAAGACUGUCGGCACCUAUCUCUGUAGCACUUUGAAGUGAUGCAAUACUGUAUUUGUAAUGUUCGAUUGAUUUGCACAUCAUGGCGAUGCUCAGACUGACUGCUUUGUCCACGGAGAGAGAGAGAGAGAGAGAACAGAGUCAAUCAGUGAAAAAUGCAAUACUUUGUACACAUGAGUGUGAUCUGUACCUGUCCGACUGUCUGCCUCUCUGUGUUGGUCCGUCUGUCUCCACCGUGUCUCUCUCUGGUCGACGCUGUUCACCCCGUCAUGGCAAUAUCAAUCCUCCACUUUUUUUAUAUAUAUGCAUACAUACAUACACAUGUGUGUGCAUAUACAUAUAUAAAACUGAACAGUUUCCCCUUGGUUUUAUUGUGGAAUGAAUGAUCUGUGCAUUUAUUUAUUACUGAAGAUCCACUGUUGAAUAAACAAUGUUCUUAAUUAA